Molecule: messenger RNA, 704 nt
Organism: Nerophis ophidion (straightnose pipefish)
Lineage: Eukaryota; Metazoa; Chordata; Actinopteri; Syngnathiformes; Syngnathidae
Gene: dtd2
Product: D-aminoacyl-tRNA deacylase 2
Exons: 3
Coding region: 163-651 (162 amino acids)
Biological process (GO): tRNA metabolic process
Cellular component (GO): cytoplasm
Molecular function (GO): D-tyrosyl-tRNA(Tyr) deacylase activity
Source: RefSeq, a predicted model, not a curated record
CUUUGAAUAAUUGCUGAUGACGUAGGCGGAAGUGUGAACCCUGCGUCGCCUUCCAGUCAACCGUUCCCCUUUUUUGCUGAAUAACUUGACAAGAGUUUGUUUUUGUGUUUCAUCGCGCGUGUUUUAGUCUUCUAAACCCGCCAAGGCUCGCUUGUGAGAGGCAUGAGCGACAAGAGCUGUGGUCCUGUGGCCCGCGCGGUCCUCCAGCAGUGCCUGCAAGCCCGCCUGCAGGUCAAAGCCGCCCAGGAGAACUCCGACGCAGAAUGGGUGGAGGUGGGCAGAGGAAUGGUGAUCUACGUCUGUUUCUUCAAAGGUGCAACAGAAGACAUCCUGCCCAAGAUGGUGUCCACGCUGUUGCACCUGCGGCUGUGCGAGUCAGAGUCCGGGAGGAUUGUGUCGGCACUGGAGCUGCCCGGCAGCGUGCUGGUGGUGCCACAGGCCACACUGGGCGGAAAAGCCAAGGGGCGGGCCAUGCAGUACCACAACAACAUCGGGAAAGAAGACGGACUCCGGCUCUACACCGCCUUCGUGUCUCUCUGCCAACAGGAAGUGGCGGCGGCAGAGGUGACGCUGAAACACGGCACCUACGGCAACAGACAGGUGCUGAAGCUGGACACCAACGGGCCUCACACACACCUGCUGGACUUCUGAACCCUCGGCCAAAACAAAGAAAAAGUAAAGCAGCAUAAAGCAUGCUAACCAUC